GUGUUAUUUUGACAAGUAUGACAAAAGUCCAUUUAAAAACUAUGCAGUGUUGAUUUACAAAAUAUUGUACGCUUGAAUAAGGAAAUAUAAGAAAGAGAGAUUUAAGCGAAAACUUCCUUUUUGCAUUAAAAUUUAAUCAGUCAUCCUUGAUUUUGAAAAAGGAAUACAACAUCUUGACGUCUUUACUGGACGAUGUAAAGCCGUCGAAAUGGGCAAGGCAAUUCUAUUUGUUUAUCUCAUCUCAAAUUUUCUAAUUGUCGCACGAUGCAGCGACAUAACAUCAACGGUAUAUGGAAAAAUUUUGGACAAAAUGCCAGCAGCGUUUGGCGAUUUUAAUUCUGACGAAUUGACCGAUGUAUUUGUGAUCGACACGGAUGGUAAAUCCGUUGAAAUUAUGCUGGCAGCUGAGCAAGAGCCUCUCCUUAGCCCUGGAGCGCACUUAAAAUGCACCUUUAAUGCUUCAGUGACGAGCGUUGUGCCUGGAGAUUUUGACGGAGAUGCAUUUAUGGAUGUUUUCGUAACAACGAUCAAGAACGGUCUGACCUAUGGACACGUUUUGUGGGGUGGAAAUGGGCAGUUGAAUUGUACACCCGAGUCUAAUCCAGUAAUUGUGAUGUUUGGACAGCCGUUAGCCAUCGAUUACAACCAAGACAUGAUUAUCGAUUUGUUCGGACUCGAUGAAAAUAAAACAAGAACAUUUUGGAUUUUCAAUAAGAAUAGAACUUCGCCGGAAAUUGUAAAAAUGCAUUCUAAAAAUGGAGAUGACUUUCCACUUAUAAGAAUACCACAUUCAAACGCGUUUCUAGAUUGGGACGGCGAUUUUAUGCCAGAUUUAUUUAUAACGACUGAAAAGGAGUUUGAAAUUUGGCUGGGAAGAGACGAGAACUUCACUUACUACGACAGCAUCAGCUUACCGCCUAGUUUAACUUUUGUCGGUCAAUCUUUAUUCUUGGACGUUGAACUCACUGGCAAAAUGAACCUGAUUCUACCCGCAUGUUACGAUGCCGCGUGCAAGAAUAGCACUAUUAUGAUAUACUCAAACGGGUGGCACAAUUUACAAAUAGAUUUCAAAGAUCCGGACAACGUUGACUGGGGUUUCUAUAAAUCCGAUGGGCAUCGUUAUUCGGAUACAAUAACUCUGAGAGGCGGCGAUUUCAACAUGGAUGGUUACCCGGAUUUACUGGCAACUUUAACGGUCACCUCGGAAAGUGUACCCAGAACAUUCUUGCUGGAGAACGUACCUUGCACAAACUGCAAAGACUUUGGUAGAAAAUUUGCUGUCCAAUGGACGGCUCUGAAUCCCUUAAACAACAGAACAGUUAUGGCAGUUUUCUAUGAUUUUUAUCAAGACGGAAUAUUGGACGUAAUUUUAGUAGAGCAAGAGGGACAUGAAUACCGAACUCUGGCUUUCAAAAACAGCUUGGAUUACGAUGCUAAUUUUGUUAAAGUUAUGGUUUUGACAGGGUUGUCGAACAGGCUGUAUCCAAUCACUCCUGGAACACUUGGCAGGAAGAAACGAACCUAUGGAACAAAUCUGCCAGGUCCGUCGAUCGCUUAUAAAACCACAACACAGGAUGGAAACAUGCGCAUGGCAGUAGCGGCACAACUACCGCAGAGCGCACACUUUUCCCUAAAUUUGCCAUACUCGACGUUUGGAUUGGGUCGCACGCCCAAUUUCAUCGAUACCCUUACAAUAGGGUUGAGCGGGAAGUCCCGAGAAUGGACACAAAUUAUUCCCAAUUCCCAGAUGGUCGUGAUUCCGACACCGCUCUCCGAUCCUCCCAGAUGGAAAGCCCAGUUGUUUGUAACGCCCAGUAAACUUAUUCUGUUGAGCGUUGCUGCGUUGACUGCGACUUGCGGUUUGAUUAUUGCCAUAAUUUUUGGACUGUAUUGGAAAGAAAGAAGAGAGGAUAAGAUUGAAAAACUUCAGGAAGCACACAGAUUCCAUUUCGAUGCUAUGUAGCAAGCUUUUAUCGCAGUUAAUUCAGCCUAAGUUCUCACUAAAAUAUAUAUUUCUAAUUUAAAACAUACCUUAUUCUGUAGAAUGGAAUUAUACGUGUAACUAAAUCAAUUUCAAGUUUCCUUCUUAUGAGACGGAUGCAAAAACAAGGGUAUUGAAAAUAUGAGGAAGCCGAGUAUGAGCAA
Messenger RNA from Diprion similis, 2145 nucleotides. RefSeq names its product T-cell immunomodulatory protein. The transcript is spliced from 2 exons. NCBI's taxonomy places the organism in Eukaryota, Metazoa, Arthropoda, Insecta, Hymenoptera, Diprionidae. The coding region runs from base 209 to 1963 and encodes 584 amino acids. The record is from RefSeq and is a predicted model, not a curated record. Gene Ontology annotation, cellular component: plasma membrane.